AAGCUUUGUACUGCAGAAGCGUGAUCGUGGGAUCUUUUUUCGCCCCCGCUGUGACGUCACGGACGGUCGCGCGGUAAGUGGGUGUGUCACUAAGAGUAUAUAACAAGUCUCGUGCGCGGUAACGGCUCACCAACGUGCAUCACCUUAUAUUUUACUGAAUUCUCGGAGAAAAGAUGCGGCUCUGCGCAAAUCUCGCGAUGUUUCUGCUGCUCGCCUGGCUCGCGCCGCGAGACUCGGCUGGACGUGGUAUAACGAAGGAAAGAAAGAAAGAUGUCGCCUUCAAGGGGAAAUUCAACGGACACGCCAAAGAGCGGUGCACGUGGACGGCGAGCGGAGACACGCGGUACACGCUGAAGGUUACGUGCCUCGGCGUGAAAAAGGGGAAGUCUCGCCGAAGUUACACCUGUGAGUACACCGGCGAGCCCGCGCUCUGCCCCUCCUACGUCACCAACCCCAAAGCCUUUUGGAAACAGAUUUCUCGCGGUCUGCAGCAGAAGAAGCAGCACCUGUGCGAGGACGCCAACGAGGUGGUCAGAGCGCGCUCGUGCAAAAACGGACCCGCGGCCGCUCACUUCAGGCUAAUAAAUAAAGUCCCCAUGACGACGCCCGCGGUGAGGACUGGACUUGCUGAGGACAUGCCUUCAACGGAAUGCACGCGGCGCGCUGACCACCGAGAGCUCGCGCACGAAAAGUGCGGAAGCAACUGGGCAAACCUCUGCAACUUCAUAUUCCAUAUGGUCCAGAGUAGAGACUGCUGAGCGCGCGCGCGUGCGUUUGUGUGUACAUGUGUGUUUAAAUACUGUUAAGGUCCCAAAUGUCCCUGAGUAUUUUGACCUUUUUUUGUUUUAACAACUACAGCUUUUAUACCAAAAAAGUCACUUAGGUUACGGUUGUGGUUUAAGGUUGGUGUAGUUAUAGCAACAUUAUAGUGUGUGUGUGUGUGUGUGUGUGUGGUGUUGGGAAACAACUGUUGAUAUCUACAAGGAAUAUCUGACUAUGUUGAUAUUCCAGCACACACUUGAGCCCAAAAUACAUCUGACUGAUUUUUUUUAAUCCAUAUAUAUUUUAUCUGUAUAUUUUGUUUCAUUUAUCUAUAUUUACUUGCGCUUAAACUUUAUUCGACCUGUGAGUCCUUCAAUAAAACGAAGCCUGAACCAUU
Messenger RNA from Hemibagrus wyckioides, 1159 nucleotides. RefSeq names its product fibroblast growth factor binding protein 1b (gene fgfbp1b). The coding region runs from base 174 to 758 and encodes 194 amino acids. Gene Ontology annotation, molecular function: growth factor binding. Lineage: Eukaryota; Metazoa; Chordata; Actinopteri; Siluriformes; Bagridae. The transcript has 2 exons. Gene Ontology annotation, biological process: cell-cell signaling. The record is from RefSeq and is a predicted model, not a curated record.